AUGUUUUAUUCUGUUUUAUUUUUCAUAGCUCUCACAACACUAGUUUUUAUAACUUUUAUACUUCUAAACAAAUCCUAAUUAUAAUUUGAAGAGAAAUUAACUUCUAAAACUAUUAUUAUAGGACUUUUUGCACUUGUUGUAUUAAUGAAUUAAAUUUAAUUGAUGAGUCAAUUCAAAUAAACUAAUAAACUUGCCAAUAUUUUUAGUGAAUUAGAUUUGAUAGAAAUGCCAUCUAAUACAAAUAUUUAAGAGCUUAGUGUUCCAUUUAAUAAAACUAAAGGAAUAUAUUUUACUAAUAAUACUUUACCAUUUAGUCUAUAAUAAUAAUUAGAGAAUACAUAAAAACCUUAUUUACAUAUUAAUUUUGAUCAUUAUUCAGCAUUAAAUAUUGAUACCAUUUAUUUAAAUAAGAAAAUGAGUUAAUUAUAAAAUGAAUUACUCAAAUAAUAAUCAUAGCCAGCUAUCUUACUUAUUAAAAUAGAAUCAUUUAAUUAAGAAUUCUUUGAAUAUUUAGAAUAAAUCUUUGAAUUAAGUGAAUGCACUUUAAUUUUAUAUGGAUCUCAAAUUUAACAAAUCAGACAUAUUUGUAAUUAUAUUGAUUCUUAUUAGAAGUGCCAUCCUUUUUUAGAUUUUCAUAGUAAUUAGUAAUUUGA
Messenger RNA from Paramecium pentaurelia, 653 nucleotides. Lineage: Eukaryota; Ciliophora; Oligohymenophorea; Peniculida; Parameciidae. The record is from the annotation of a GenBank genome assembly.